AUGGAAAGCGAAACGCAAGUACUACAUGCAAAUGCGGCAGACGGUAUUUCAAGACCUAGUUCGACGCCUACGCCAGAGUCAACAUCGUUGGCUCACCAACCCUUUGCCAAUCUCGCGUCGUUGGCCACGAGCACUGCCAGCGGCACGACAACAACACCCCUGGUAUCAAGAGAUGUUUUAAUGCACCAGCCUCCGCCUGCUGUGCACAUGGAAGGCUCUCCUGCAGCUACUAGCGGCGGACCGGGAGGCAUGACACAAACCGACACGAUGAUGGCAACUAACGCUUCCUCGCAGCCUACUUGUCAGAACUGCGGCACUUCACGGACACCUCUAUGGCGUCGCGACGAGUUUGGCUCAGUCCUCUGCAACGCAUGUGGUCUCUUUCUUAAGCUGCAUGGCCGUCCGCGCCCUGCCUCUUUAAAGACGGAUGUCAUAAAGAGCCGUAAUCGCGUCAAGACUAUGCGCCCCGAUCUGGUAUCAAAGAAAAAGCAGCAAGCCCAUGGCUUCGCAACGGUCGGCGACACGAACGGUGUUGAGCAUGCCGCAGCUCAAGCAGCCGAGGCCAUGCGCCGCUCCAAAGUCAACGGCACCGACGGACUCGACUCGUCGCUCUCUAGGAAUGGCACCCCCUCGAUGUACAACAGCUCCCUCUCGUCCUUUAUGGUGGAUGAUGCGACGUAUCAGCAGGCCGUUUCUGGCUACAAUGGCGAAGUUCAUAAUGGCUCGUCACUGAAUGGAGACCGCGCCUCUGACGGACCUCAAUCACAAGAGCAGCUCAUUGCCCUCAACUCGAGCCUCAAGACCCGAGUCAGCGAGCUAGAAGUAAUCAACGAGCUCUUCCGCGGUAGACUUAGCCAGUUGGAGCAACAAGAGGCAGCUGCUAGGCACGGACAGGAACUGGCCGACGCUGAGCAGAGUCAACUGCGCACGCAACUGGAAACCACGCAGCUCAAUGAAGCGCAGCUUCACGAGCAGUUGGAGGACAGUCACAGACGCGAAAACAAUUUGAAGCGUCGCCUGGACGAAUUGGAGCUGGAACUCAAGGCGGCACAGGAAGCGGCCGGUGAAGAGCCAAAGCGCCCGGCCAAAAAAGCUCGCGUGGAGCCGCCCGCUGCAGAGCCUACAAGCGAGUCCGCGGACGAGGUUGUCUCGGAUGCUACUGAAGAGCCGAGUGCAAGUGCCGAAGAAGAGACAAGCGAAGAGUCUACGAUAAAGCCCGAAGCUAUCGAGACUGUCGAAGCUUCCGCGUGA
Molecule: messenger RNA, 1251 nt
Organism: Beauveria bassiana ARSEF 2860
Lineage: Eukaryota; Fungi; Ascomycota; Sordariomycetes; Hypocreales; Cordycipitaceae
Product: GATA transcription factor AreB
Exons: 4
Coding region: 1-1251 (416 amino acids)
Biological process (GO): negative regulation of transcription by RNA polymerase II; positive regulation of transcription by RNA polymerase II
Molecular function (GO): DNA-binding transcription factor activity, RNA polymerase II-specific; RNA polymerase II cis-regulatory region sequence-specific DNA binding; zinc ion binding
Source: RefSeq, a predicted model, not a curated record